This is a messenger RNA of Xyrauchen texanus (razorback sucker), 505 nucleotides long. It is a transcript of the gene uqcrb, whose product is annotated as cytochrome b-c1 complex subunit 7. Lineage: Eukaryota; Metazoa; Chordata; Actinopteri; Cypriniformes; Catostomidae. Bases 56 to 388 code for a protein of 110 amino acids. The record is from RefSeq and is a predicted model, not a curated record. Gene Ontology annotation, biological process: mitochondrial electron transport, ubiquinol to cytochrome c. The transcript is spliced from 4 exons.
GAUGAAACGUCACAGACACAUCUCCCACAAUCCUUCACUGCAUUAGCGAUCAGAAAUGGCGUCGAGGGCACCAGCUGCAACCAGCAGGCUCUUGGUGGGCUUCAGGAAAUGGUACUAUAAUGCAUGUGGUUUCAACAAACUUGGUUUGAUGCGGGAUGAUACCAUCUAUGAGGACUGUGAUGUGAAAGAGGCUGUUCGUCGGCUCCCAGAACCAGUUUACAAUGACAGGAUGUUCCGUAUGAAGAGAGCUCUGGAUCUGUCAAUGAAGCAACAGGUUCUCCCUAAGGACCAGUGGACUAAAUAUGAGGAGGACUUGCGCUACCUUGAGCCCUAUCUUGUCGAGGUUAUUCGUGAAAGGAAGGAAAGAGAAGAGUGGCUGAAAAAGUAGGGUGAACGCUAUGAGGCUGAAGCUCCGAUUUGGUGUGAUGUCUGGUGUCUUGUAUUUAAAAGAAAAUGUAUUAUGUGAUGAGUCCCAAUACUCAUUAAAAUUUCCUUUCUGACAAAA